Darwinula stevensoni is the source of this 668-nucleotide messenger RNA. The record is from the annotation of a GenBank genome assembly. NCBI's taxonomy places the organism in Eukaryota, Metazoa, Arthropoda, Ostracoda, Podocopida, Darwinulidae.
GGAAAUGCCUAUCUCUGGAAUUCGUUCACUCCUGGCAGAGAGAGAGAGAGAGCACAAGGGAGCGAGGUGCAUGUCUCACCGCAUGUGUUCCUCGCAUGCGCAUCCUCGUUUUUCCUUUGACCACUCACGAGCGACUUUGGAUAUGAAACACCAGACGUACCUGUGUUUCAUAUUCAUCCGAUCCAAAGAUAAAGUGAGUGAUCGAGAAGCAGCUAGCGGGACGGACUCUUCCGUAUUCCUUGAUCGCCCUGCUGAAAUCCACGAGACGUGGGAGGCGAGUUCCCGCUCGCCCGAUCGCCUCACGCUGCCUGCACCAUCGUCGUCCUUUCUGACAGAUGCCUCAGAGAUGAAAACGCGACGCAAGUCUUGGAUUCUUCAAAUGACUCGGGAGGCAUACAUCCCUGACAACAUCCUCGUUUUCGUCCUGACUUCUAGGGCGUUUCCAGGAUCUCCACUCAACCCUCACUUCAGGACUGAACGAAUUUCUCUGGCACCAAACAGAAAAGCAAUUUACUAUUAUGCACAUAUGAGAUGAGAGAGAAGGAAUCUCAGCGAGAUCAUGAGUAUUUAAAGUAAUAAACAGUUUGUAGGAUUGAUAUGUAGUCAAUGCUUGACCAUAUUCUAUUGUUACUGACUCUUAAAGUCAUGAUUCAUAAACACUGAGGGGC